UUGGUUGCGCGGUACUAGCGGUGCCCGCCGAAGGGGGAGGAGGCGGAGGAGCGAGCCGCGCGGCCAGAGCGGGAAAGCGGCUCGUCGCUGCGUCCGAGUUCUGGAGCCGCCGCACCGCGGCUCCCGGGGCUGCAGCGGGAGCUCGGAGGGGGCCGGGCGUCCGCUGUCACCCGGGUCCCCGCGUAGGACCCCGCGGGCUCGGGGAAGGGAGAAGAUGGAGGAGGGCGGCGGCGGCGGCGGCGGCGGCGGCGGCGCGGGGAGCAGCGGGGACGGCGGCGCCGGGGGAGAGCAGCUCCUCACUGUCAAGCACGAGCUGCGGACGGCUAAUUUAACAGGACAUGCAGAGAAGGUGGGGAUUGAAAAUUUUGAGCUCCUGAAGGUUCUAGGAACUGGAGCUUAUGGGAAGGUCUUUCUAGUUCGUAAAAUCAGCGGUCACGAUGCUGGAAAGCUGUAUGCCAUGAAAGUCUUAAAAAAGGCCACAAUCGUGCAAAAGGCCAAAACCACAGAGCACACGAGGACCGAGCGGCAAGUCCUGGAGCACAUCAGGCAGUCGCCAUUUUUAGUGACCUUGCACUACGCUUUCCAGACAGAAACCAAACUUCAUCUCAUUUUAGAUUAUAUAAAUGGUGGAGAACUUUUUACUCAUCUUUCUCAAAGAGAGCGUUUCACAGAGCACGAGGUGCGGAUCUAUGUUGGAGAGAUCGUGCUUGCCCUCGAACAUCUCCACAAGUUGGGAAUUAUAUACCGUGACAUUAAGCUUGAGAACAUUCUCCUUGAUUCUAAUGGCCACGUGGUGCUGACAGAUUUUGGUCUGAGUAAGGAGUUUGUGGCUGAAGAAGCUGAAAGAGCAUAUUCCUUUUGUGGGACUAUUGAAUACAUGGCACCGGAUAUUGUCAGAGGGGGAGAUUCAGGACAUGACAAGGCAGUUGACUGGUGGAGUUUAGGUGUUCUAAUGUAUGAGUUACUAACUGGAGCAUCUCCUUUCACUGUCGAUGGCGAGAAAAAUUCCCAAGCUGAGAUAUCUAGGAGAAUAUUAAAAAGUGAGCCUCCAUAUCCUCAAGAAAUGAGUGCUUUAGCUAAAGACCUAAUUCAGCAUCUUUUGAUGAAAGAUCCCAAAAAAAGAUUGGGAUGUGGUCCACGUGAUGCGGAUGAAAUCAAAGAACAUCUCUUUUUUCAGAAAAUAAAUUGGGAUGAUUUAGCCGCCAAAAAAGUGCCCGCGCCAUUUAAGCCAGUCAUCCGAGAUGAAUUAGAUGUGAGUAACUUUGCAGAAGAGUUCACAGAGAUGGAUCCCACCUACUCCCCAGCAGCACUGCCCCAGAGCUCCGAGAGGCUGUUUCAGGGCUAUUCCUUUGUUGCUCCUUCCAUUCUGUUCAAGCGUAAUGCUGCUGUCAUAGAUCCUCUUCAGUUUCACACGGGAGUUGACCGUCCUGGAGUGACAAAUGUUGCCAGGAGCGCGAUGAUGAAGGACUCCCCCUUCUAUCAGCACUAUGACCUGGAUCUGAAGGACAAGCCACUGGGAGAGGGAAGUUUUUCAAUUUGUCGGAAGUGCAUACACAAAAAAAGUAACCAAGCAUUCGCAGUCAAAAUAAUCAGCAAAAGGAUGGAAGCCAAUACUCAGAAAGAAAUAACAGCUCUGAAGCUCUGUGAAGGACACCCCAAUAUUGUGAAGCUGCAUGAAGUUUUUCAUGAUCAGCUUCACACAUUUCUGGUGAUGGAACUUCUGAACGGGGGAGAGCUGUUUGAGCGCAUUAAGAAGAAGAAACACUUCAGUGAGACGGAAGCCAGCUACAUCAUGCGGAAGCUCGUUUCGGCUGUCAGCCACAUGCAUGACGUCGGCGUGGUGCACAGAGACUUGAAGCCCGAGAAUUUAUUGUUCACUGAUGAAAAUGACAAUUUGGAAAUUAAAGUCAUCGAUUUUGGGUUUGCACGCUUAAAGCCACCAGAUAACCAGCCUCUCAAGACGCCUUGCUUCACCCUGCACUAUGCGGCCCCAGAGCUCUUGAAUCAUAAUGGCUAUGACGAGUCUUGUGACCUCUGGAGCCUGGGCGUCAUCCUGUACACGAUGUUGUCAGGGCAAGUUCCCUUCCAGUCUCACGACAAAAGUCUGACGUGUACCAGUGCAGUGGAAAUCAUGAAGAAAAUUAAAAAGGGAGAUUUCUCCUUUGAAGGAGAAGCCUGGAAGAAUGUAUCCCAAGAAGCUAAAGAUUUGAUCCAAGGACUUCUCACAGUUGAUCCAAAUAAAAGGCUUAAAAUGUCAGGCUUGAGAUACAACGAAUGGCUUCAAGAUGGCAGCCAGCUGUCCUCAAAUCCUCUUAUGACUCCAGACAUUCUAGGAUCUUCAGGAGCUGCUGUGCAAACCUGUGUGAAAGCAACUUUCCACGCCUUUAACAAAUACAAGAGAGAGGGCUUUUGCCUUCAAAACGUCGAUAAGGCCCCUCUGGCAAAGAGGAGGAAGAUGAAGAAGACCAGCACCAGCACGGAGACACGCAGCAGCUCCAGCGAGAGCUCUCACUCAUCCUCGUCCCACUCCCACGGCAAGACCACGCCCACCAAGACCCUGCAGCCCAGCCACCCCGCAGACGCCAGCACCCCUGACGCACUCUUCCAGUUCUCAGACUGAGCAGCGGGCCAGGGGAGGUCACCGCUGACCACCCCGCCCCGCCAGGGCCCUCAGUGUGCCCGAGGUCACCUCUCACGCUUUUAAAAACCUGUCCUGUUGGUCUUCUUUGGAAUCUGCUUCUUAGGGAGUUUUUUCAGGAAAACCCAGUAUGUUCCCCUCGUCCCAAAGCACUGGACAGAGAAUGUUACUGUGAAUAGAGCACCCUGUUAUACUGGUUAGUGGCCUAGCACGACGCCAACAGGACUGUUCUGGAAAGAGCAGAGGGUUUGUCCGCAGAUCUAACUAGGGACUGCUUAGGUGUGAGCUGCUUACUGAGUCGGUCGCAGGUUUUCCAGACAUUUGCCAGCAAGAGUCCCUUGUACUGUGAUGGUGACACUUUUCGCUUUGCCUUGUGGCCAGCGUGGGUUUUUAAGAGAUUUGCACCCCUCCAACAGGGAUUUAUCAGAGAAAAAGGCCUGACAGUUUUCAAAAUGAAUCUGUAGUGAAUUUUAUGUGUGGCGUACACUUACUUCUUGAGAGAGGAUUUUAACUUAUUGUCUUUAUUUUAUGGUUACAUGUGAUGGUGACCUGUUAUUAUUAAUCUUUUUCUAAAAAGUAAAAACAAAAAAACAAAAGCAAAAACAAAAAAGUGCAGGAACUUAAGGUCCCAUGCUCUGUUAUUUGGGAUCCAUCUGAGAUGCAUGCUAAGCUACAUAUGUUUUUAAUUUUGCACUGCUCUUUCCUGGCAGUUUGUUUUAAUGGUUAUUGCAAAAUCUUAAGGUACAUGUCUCUGUUUUAAGUAAUAUUGCACUUUAUAAGAGAAUAUGGAUAAAGCAAACUAUUUUAUAAAGUGCACUGUUUAAAGCAUA
This is a messenger RNA of Canis lupus familiaris (dog), 3468 nucleotides long. It is a transcript of the gene RPS6KA5, whose product is annotated as ribosomal protein S6 kinase A5. Lineage: Eukaryota; Metazoa; Chordata; Mammalia; Carnivora; Canidae. Gene Ontology annotation, molecular function: magnesium ion binding; protein serine/threonine kinase activity; ATP binding. The record is from RefSeq and is a predicted model, not a curated record. Bases 215 to 2620 code for a protein of 801 amino acids. Gene Ontology annotation, biological process: intracellular signal transduction; regulation of DNA-templated transcription; protein phosphorylation. The transcript is spliced from 17 exons.